UUAACCUCAAAUUCCAUAAAAAACCUUAUAACCUUUGGCAAAGGCAGCCAAAAUAAACCCAAAUACACGAUGAUUAUAGUUAAUAGGUAGUGGUGAGACCCGAAAUGAUCCGGGGGAAAUUAAGUCUAAAUUUGCUGUUGUGCACCCCAUUUAGGGGGUUUUGUACCAAAUCAAGUAAUGAAACGAAAACUUCAACGGGGAAAAAAGCCUUGCCGGAACCACCAACGAAUUGUUGCAUGAGCGGUUGUGCGAAUUGCGUUUGGUUGGAUUACGCGGAUGCUUUGACUGAGUAUUUCAAAGAUGGGGGUAAAAACGCUGUUAUUGAGAUCGAAAAAACCAUUGAUGACCCGAUGAUGAAGGCUUUUUUGAUGCACGAACUAAGAAUGAGGAAGAAAUGAAACUAAACAAAGUGAAAUAAAGAAUUUAUUUUUUGUAGCUUAUUUUAAAUAAAAUUAUAAAUAAGGUGCUGA
Messenger RNA from Onthophagus taurus, 470 nucleotides. NCBI's taxonomy places the organism in Eukaryota, Metazoa, Arthropoda, Insecta, Coleoptera, Scarabaeidae. The record is from RefSeq and is a predicted model, not a curated record.